AGCUACAGCUACUCCUCUGAGAGAGUGGGCCCCACGCGGCAGCGACGCACGCAUGAUAGGCUCGUAGCCCUCGCCGUCGUCGUCUUCCUCCUCCUCCUCCUCGCGCCGCGGAGAGGAUUCCAUCCUCCUCCCUCUCCCCGCCGCCGCCGUCAAUCCCGAAUCCCGAGGGCUCGGGUGGUCGUCGUCGGUCCGGGAUGGCGGGGAGGAAGCGGAAGGCGGAGGCGGCGCGGGCGGCGGAGGAGGAGGCCGACCGGGCGCUCUACGGCGCCUUCCGCGGCGCCGCCAACUCGCUCUCGCAGCUCUACGCGCUCGCCGGUGCCCACCAGCGCCUCUCCUUCCACGCCGGUGAGCGCCACGCCUUGGAAAAACUCUACCAGUGGAUGGUGCGACAGCAUGAAAUUGGCUUGAGGCUCACAGUAUCUGACAUAGCAUCCCACAUCCAGCACGAGAUUGAGUAUGGAGGUGACAAUGCAUUAACUUCACCGAGAUCGCAACACGCAUUCCAGAAUCUCCAAGCUCCAAUGCACAUCCCCAACACAAGCACGCAGCAGCCGCCAUCUUGUUCAAUCACACCAUCAAACCCUUCCAAGGACUCUAUGAUAUUUUCGAAAGCGCUAUCCAGCCCUGUCCGGCAAAACCUGCAACUGUACCAUGUACAGCAAUGCGGUGACACAGGAUGCUUUGCAGAUGGCAUUUUUUGCCCUGGAAACGGUGACUCGGAUCCUGCAGCAUCAAAUGAUUCGUCGGUGGAUAUGCAUUCAGAUAGCCCAGGUCAUGACUCAUGAGCCCUGAUUCCUGAAUGAGCAAUUACCAUUUUCCAGUUUGAUUCCAUGAACUGCAAUCAACAAACUUGAAGUAAAGAAGUGGAAUUGCCCUCACGCAAUCUGGGAUCUCAAUUUAAUCCCUCACCCAAGUUAACUUGUAAUUUGUAACUAGCUAUUGCCCAGUUACCUCAGAUAUAACGUGCACAUAUAUAUCAUCCAUGUAUGUACUUUCAGAUUAUAUAAUAGCUGACGUAUCAGUUUUUUAUGGUACUAAACAGUGAACACUGAUCAGUAAUUUCAGAUUGCAAAACUUUAAGCUAGCUUA
Molecule: messenger RNA, 1089 nt
Organism: Oryza sativa Japonica Group (Japanese rice)
Lineage: Eukaryota; Viridiplantae; Streptophyta; Magnoliopsida; Poales; Poaceae
Source: RefSeq, a predicted model, not a curated record